AUGAUAUCCAAAGCAUGUUCAUGUGUAACCAAAUACCCUGGCUGCUCUCACUCUAUCUCUUUUCCUGCAAUACUCACAGUUGAGACUGUUAAAAAUAUACUCACAUCCUCCCAUGAAGCUCAUUCUGAGACCUUCUCUGAGGAUCUUUGUCAGUUGGUAGCAGACACACUUCAGCCUGAUCCGGCGAAGCGCCCGUCUGUCAGCGAGAUCUUGACCAGACCUUUCAUCAUUAAAUAUCUUUUUGAAAAUACAACUGUAGGCAGUCUCACAGGAGGUGUCAUAGGACUGGCUGGAGGAAUCACAUCUGUAGUUGGACUUAUUCUCUCUCUGUUCACACUCGGAGCGUCUCUGAUAGUAACAGGGGUGGGAAUCGGUACGGCAGUAGCUGGAGGAGUAACAGCUGGUGCCAGCAACAUAACAAACAUGGUUAACCAGCAAACAAACCGGCAAAAGAUCAAAAUGCUCAUAAAAGAGUUCCAAGAAAAAAUCACCUCCACAGUGUGCUGCAUCCAAAACAUCCAAAUAGCUGUGGAAGCUUUAGAAAGACAGUUUUCAAGUGAUGAGUCGUUUUUCAAUGCACAACCUGGGGCAAAUGCUGGAGCUCGACUUGGACGAGGACUGGGAGGCAUUCCGGAGCUUUUCCGUUUAAUUGAAGUCAUAAAUGUUGGGAAGGUUGCAGCUCAGGCUGCGAGAGCCGUUUGUGUGGCUGAAGCAGCUACUGGAGUUUUGUCUGCACUUUUUGUAGCUGUUGAUGUCUUCUUUGUUUUUCUCGACUCCAGAGAAAUUCACAACAUCCGCCAAGAUUACGCUUUAAGAGAGAAUCAACGAAAAUUAGAAUCUACCAGCAACCAAAGCGCUGGGUUGACUGAACAGACGUCAAAUAACAGCGGCACAACAAACCUGGUGCCUUCAAACACUCAACAGGCAGAAGAGCUGAAGUCUGAGACCAUGAAAUUUGUGACAAAAAUAAAGGAGACGACAGAGGAGCUUCAGAAGAUUCUGGAUACGCUACGAGAUGCACUGCAGCCAAACUCUGAGCUGCCAAACACUGAGAACCAAAACUGUUAG
Cyprinus carpio (common carp) is the source of this 1068-nucleotide messenger RNA. RefSeq lists its product as uncharacterized. Gene Ontology annotation, biological process: lipoprotein metabolic process; lipid transport; protein phosphorylation. The transcript is spliced from 3 exons. Gene Ontology annotation, molecular function: lipid binding; ATP binding; protein kinase activity. Gene Ontology annotation, cellular component: extracellular region. The coding region runs from base 1 to 1068 and encodes 355 amino acids. Lineage: Eukaryota; Metazoa; Chordata; Actinopteri; Cypriniformes; Cyprinidae. The record is from RefSeq and is a predicted model, not a curated record.